CAAGAGGGGAGAAUGGCGGAGGAGGACGAUCGCUUCUUCCAGCAGCGACUGGCCAAUCUGAGGCAAUCCCGGGAGCUCUUUGAGAACACAAGGAAGCUGCUCAAUCAGCAAACCACGGACGCUGGAGGCUACUUUGGGAGAUUGUGCUUGCAGCUCAAGGACGAUCAGAGCAGCGUCAAGGCUCUGCAAGAGAUGAGCUCGAAUUUGCUACUCAGAAUCGCGAAUGGAAUGAAUCUCUUCCAGGGUGGAAAUGGAAAUGUGGAUGGUGAUCGUUUGGUAUCGGACACUGCCUCGGCUCACAGCUAGCCUUGAUACCAGCGAGACCAGCGCAUUUUCUUUGGCUAAAUGCAAAGCGUCGGCUACUUCUUUCACACCCCGGCUUCCAUCUAGACCAGUUGGUAGAAGCGAUUUCGUGCGAGGGCUGGAAAAAUCGAAUGCUACUAUCAGUUAAGAUCAGACAACAACGAACACUAAAACAGAAGAAAAUGAUUCACUCUUCUCUGAGGAGGAGGAUCCUCCACAAGCCGGGCUUGCUGCUUUAGAAGAAGACGCUAAGAAAGAUGAAGAUCACAAACGAAGUUCGAGCGAUCGGGCAUCCUCUUCUACAAGCCCCUCGGAGACGGACUCGGAUGCCCUCAACGCUCUCGUAACGGAUGAGCUUCUCCAGCAUGAAACUCCGAGAACAGGAGAAAACCAAAUCGAGGUCGAGCACGUCGAAGAUGAUCGUCACCAUUCCAAGCACAACAACGAUGCUGCUCUUGACUUCCAGCCUCCCAGCGAGGAGCUCCUAGCUCUCGGCCGGCUUACAUCCAUGGAGAAGCUCUCCAUGCUGUGCACGCUCAUCAACACGCUCAACUUCUGGGAGGACGAGCUCCUUCUCGACGGAAGCUGGACGACUACCACUCAGAGCUCGGUCUACACGCUCAUCGCCGCGGCACGGGAGAGCCAGAAACGGCUCUUCAAGAUGCUGAGCUCGUCCGAUCACUCCAGGGCGGGGCUGUGCUGUGCCGCCAUUCGCGAGCUCGUAAGAGCUUAUCCUCCCGAGAGGCUACUCCCGGCUGGAUUCCUCGUGGUCUUACUCAAGAACACAGACACUGUGGAGAGACUAGAAGCUUUCCAGGACAACGAUGCUGCUAGCUUCUGGGAUAUGCUCAUGACUUUCGCGGUGACGCUCAUGGACGAGCAUGGCAACACGGCAGAACAAGUCGGCUCCAUGCUGCUCGACUUUGUCGUUCCGGCUCUAGCUGCGGAGCAGCAGCCACUGGUGGAAGAUCCGGAAGAAGCCCGAGCUGUUCUCCGUCUCUUCCUGGUGUCACACAUUUGCUGCCGGAUCAUGUACAAGGGAGCCAGGGCCAAUAGUAGCAGCAGCAGUGGCUCCAACGAAAGAUCAAGCUUUCAUAGCAAAAGUGAUAUCUCGGACAGUGAAAGCAAAGUUCUUAAGCUGGAGAAAUCUAAAGGGCGAAAGACCAAGCGGCUGUGGAAGUCUGUGCUAGCGCUGGCUUGGAAGAAAAACUCGACUAAAUCUUGGCGUUAAUAAGAACUGCAUUAAGGGGCUUAAGCGGGGA
Molecule: messenger RNA, 1565 nt
Organism: Selaginella moellendorffii
Lineage: Eukaryota; Viridiplantae; Streptophyta; Lycopodiopsida; Selaginellales; Selaginellaceae
Exons: 5
Coding region: 812-1534 (240 amino acids)
Source: RefSeq, a predicted model, not a curated record